This is a messenger RNA of Hippocampus comes (tiger tail seahorse), 1838 nucleotides long. It is a transcript of the gene igsf5b, whose product is annotated as immunoglobulin superfamily, member 5b. The transcript has 10 exons. Lineage: Eukaryota; Metazoa; Chordata; Actinopteri; Syngnathiformes; Syngnathidae. Bases 153 to 1217 code for a protein of 354 amino acids. The record is from RefSeq and is a predicted model, not a curated record.
CUUUUUUGGGUGAUGUCGCGGAGCCUCACACAUAUAGAAGUAGCGUAUUAUUGGAAUAUAUUUAGCGCGUGCGAUUCCGUCUGCUGUUCCACAAUGACAAUGAGGUCCCCUCUGCAGUGAUUAAUGGAUUUCCUCCAUUGAGAUGCAUAAUUAUGGACAUUUUUGUUCUGCUGGUGGUUCUUCUGUUGUGCAGCACUCAAGUUUCCACGCUACUAAAGCUGUCGCCCAUCAACUUGACUGUGCUUUCUGGGGACGAGGCCCGCUUUACCUGCAUUGCCCAGAGUGCGAAGUGGGAUGUGAUGCUGUGGGAGCUGAACAGCACAGUGGUGGUCACCAUCUCCAGAAUUCACGGUGUGCUUUCCUCCCCAAUUCCCAAUGUGACGGCAGUGAAAAGCCAGAAUGGAGAUGGUUGGGUGUUUGUUCUCAAGAGUGUGGAGAGGCUCCAUGAGGGCCAAGUGAGCUGUAACCUCGAGGGCAAUGACAAGAAAUCAGCAAGUCUCUUCGUUCAAGAAACAGGCACCGUGACAGUCCUUGGAGGCAACGCAAUAGCUUUGAAAGGGCAGUUGGUCCAGUUUGAGUGUGAUGCCGUGGGAUGGUACCCCAAACCUUCUUUGCAUUGGGAAGUCAACGGUAAAAAGUUGAGCCAGAGUGAAUACAACCUCAGCAGUGUACAGAGGGGAAAGAGUCUCUUCGCUGUGAGCAGCAACCUCAGCAUGACUGCGAAAAAAAGCUCAUGUGUUGACUGUCUGGUCUCAGUAUCCGCCCUGCCUGUGCCACUGAUGAGCAGCAUUCGUCUGACAGUAGUUGCCGAGGUGGUGCAGGAUGAAGAUGACUGCACAGUCCCAUUGGCGGUAACGUCCUCCCUCACCGCGCUUCUCCUGCUUCUCCUGCUCUGCAUCUGCACUGUCCUCUGGUACAGAGAAAGGAGACAAGCAAAGAGAAGCUCACAGGACACAAUAAGGUGUGAGGAACGGAACAAUGGCCAGAGUUUGCCUGCUGGUGGCAGGGUCAAUUUGGGAUUUAUGAGUGAGGCCCCAACAGAUGCUGUUUACGAAGAGAUAAUCAAGGGAAUUCAUAGCAAGAAGGAUUUGGUCAGCGUUGAGAAGGUCCCUGAUGUUGUAACAUCUAGCAGCCUGUGUUUACAUCGCGAUGGUCACGCCCAAGUCGACCUUUCAGAGGGGAACUCGAAGAACAUCCGGAAAGUUACGACAGUUUAAACACAUUUAAUGUGUUGUGUGAAUGUGGAUGCGAAGUAUUUUCGGCAAGAUGUUCAACUUUUUGUAAAGCCACUUGCUCAGUGCAGGAGUUCUUAAUUACAACGGAACUUCUCAUGGCGAAGACUCUACUGCAAAAAAAUAAAAAAUAAAGGGAACGCUUAAAAAAUGUAACUACAAGUGUUCCCUUUAUUUUUUUUGAGCAGUUUAUUUGUCUCUGUAUGCUGGUUGACCACUAAUUAGUUCCGUUUUUGACAAGGAAUAGCGGAAAAUUUGAAGGAGAAAAAAAAUGGUCCCGUAUUCAUGAUUAAACCUUUUGAAACACUGCGAGCAAUGUCUCAAGUAACAAUUAUCGUAGCUAUUUGACAUUUUCAUGUUUUUGUAUGAUUUAAAAUGAAAUGAACAAAAAAAUUAACAAUACUCCUACUCAUGUUCUGACAAUUUUGAGAGCAACCUUUUGCACAAUUCGAAACAAACGUUUUCCUCACAAUUUAGAGCCUUCAAAACAUGUAUGCAUUUAGAUCCUUGGAUAUGCAAGUAUUGGAAAUGGGUCUGAAUCAUUUUGUACAUGCCUAUAAUUUAUGUCAAUUUUUUUAAAGACAUUAAAAAAAAAACAAUUACAAA